Molecule: messenger RNA, 1355 nt
Organism: Phacochoerus africanus (Common warthog)
Lineage: Eukaryota; Metazoa; Chordata; Mammalia; Artiodactyla; Suidae
Gene: GALT
Product: galactose-1-phosphate uridylyltransferase
Exons: 11
Coding region: 267-1262 (331 amino acids)
Biological process (GO): beta-D-galactose catabolic process via UDP-galactose, Leloir pathway
Cellular component (GO): cytoplasm
Molecular function (GO): zinc ion binding; UDP-glucose:hexose-1-phosphate uridylyltransferase activity
Source: RefSeq, a predicted model, not a curated record
AGGAGACAGAAGUUCCAGGUUAUAUCUCCCGGUGUUGCUCUUGUCGCACAGCGGAGCGUGUCCCGAGCAGCGCCAGCAGGCGUCAGAGGCGGACGCCAUGGCCACAACCUUCCGGGCGAGCGGUAACUGCAGGGCGGCCGGGACUCCCUGGGACGCGAAGGCGAGCCCUCCCUUUCCUUAGGAAGUUGUCGUCCCUACCCGCAGAGCAUCAGCAUAUCCGCUACAACCCGCUGCAAGAUGAAUGGGUGCUGGUCUCAGCUCACCGAAUGAAGCGGCCCUGGCAGGGGCAGGUAGAACCUCCGCUUCUUACGUCAGUACCCCGCCAUGAUCCCCACAACCCUCUGUGUCCGGGGGCCACACGGGCCAAUGGAGAGGUGAAUCCCCACUAUGAAGGCACCUUCUUGUUUGACAACGACUUCCCAGCUCUGCAGCCUGAUGCCCCUAGUCCAGGACCCGGUGAUCACCCCCUUUUCCAAGCAGAGGCUGCUCGAGGAGUUUGUAAGGUCAUGUGCUUCCACCCCUGGUCGGAUGUGACACUGCCACUCAUGUCAGUCCCUGAGAUCCGAGCUGUCGUUGAUGCCUGGGCCUCAGUCACGGAGGAGCUGGGUGCCCAGUACCCUUGGGUGCAGAUCUUUGAAAACAAAGGAGCCAUGAUGGGCUGUUCCAACCCCCACCCCCACUGCCAGGUGUGGGCCAGCAGUUUCCUGCCAGAUGUUGCCCAGCGUGAGGAGCGAUCUCAGCGGGCCUACCAGAGUCAGCAUGGAGAGCCCCUGCUAAUGGAGUAUGGCCACCAGGAGCUGCUCAGGAAGGAACGUCUGGUCCUAACCAGUGAGCACUGGUUAGUACUGGUCCCCUUCUGGGCAGUGUGGCCCUUCCAGACACUACUGCUGCCCCGUCGACAUGUGCGGCGGCUGCCUGAGCUGACCCCCUCUGAACGUGAUGAUCUAGCCUCCAUCAUGAAGAAGCUCUUGACCAAGUAUGACAACCUAUUUGAGACAUCCUUUCCCUACUCCAUGGGCUGGCACGGUGCUCCCACAGGAUCAGAGGCUGGAGCCGACUGGGACCACUGGCAGCUCCAUGCUCAUUAUUACCCUCCACUCCUGCGCUCUGCCACAGUCCGGAAAUUCAUGGUUGGCUACGAAAUGCUUGCCCAGGCUCAGAGGGACCUCACCCCCGAGCAGGCUGCAGAGAGACUCAGGGCACUUCCUGAGGUUCAUUACUGCCUGGGGCAGAAGGACAAGGAGACAGCAGCCAUCGCCUGACCACACUGACCACAGAGCUUUCUGCCUGAGGGAACAAGGGCCUAGGGUUUGGGCAGAUUUGGGGUCAAUAAAACUGUGCUUCUCAAACUUUAA